Phycodurus eques (leafy seadragon) is the source of this 3455-nucleotide messenger RNA. It is a transcript of the gene inhbaa, whose product is annotated as inhibin subunit beta Aa. Gene Ontology annotation, cellular component: extracellular region. Gene Ontology annotation, biological process: BMP signaling pathway; SMAD protein signal transduction. Gene Ontology annotation, molecular function: growth factor activity; cytokine activity. Lineage: Eukaryota; Metazoa; Chordata; Actinopteri; Syngnathiformes; Syngnathidae. The record is from RefSeq and is a predicted model, not a curated record. The transcript is spliced from 2 exons. The coding region runs from base 170 to 1483 and encodes 437 amino acids.
ACUGGUGCGCCGAGGAUCAUUCAAGGAUCACUCAGCUGGGAGCAAGCCGAGAGGAAACGCCUUCAUUCAUCUUCUCCGUCCCACCUCCACACCGCGCCCGCGCCGCCUUUACUACUUUCCGCUCUCCAAAGUUGGCACCUUUCGAAAGUCGCCGCCUUCACCCGCCGUCAUGUCCGCCUUGACCGCGCUGAGCGGCGCCGUCCUGCUCCUGCUCCUGCUCCUGCCGCACGUCUGUCGUUCGUCGUCGGACCCGGCGCCGCGCUCCCUGGCCGCCGACCCCGCCGCCGGGCACUGCCCCUCCUGCGCCCUGGCCGGGAUACGCGGCGGUCCGGCCGAGGAGCCCGAGGAGGAGGAGGCGCAGCGGGAAGUGGUGGAGGCGGUCAAGCGCCACAUCCUCAACAUGCUCCACCUCCACGCGCGCCCCAACAUCACCCGGCCCGUGCCCCGCGCCGCGCUCCUCAACGCCCUGCGGAAGCUGCACGUGGGCCGGGUGGCGGACGACGGCAGCGUGCACAUCGGGGGGGAGGAGGCCGAGGGCGGGGGCCGGCGGGGGGAAGGCGGCGCCGAAGGAGGGGGAGGAGGGGCGGCUCGCGCCCGAGACCACGACGAGCGAGACACCACCGAGAUCAUCACCUUUGCCGAGCCCGGUGAGACACGGGAUACGGUGACCUUCGUGCUGUCCAAAGACGAUGGCGGCGGCGAGGUGUCUCUGGUGGAGCAGGCCAACGUGUGGCUCUUCCUGCGCUUGGCCAAGAACAACCGCAGCCGCGCCAAGGUGACCGUCCGCCUGUUCCAGCGCGGCGCCGCCUCAUCCUCGCCGCAGGAUGACGUCUUGCUUGCGGAGAAGACGGUGGACACCCGCCGCAGCGGCUGGCACACCUUCCCGGUGUCGGCCGCGGUCCAGGCGCUUCUGGAUCGCACGGACGGGGCGGGCGCGGCGCUCGGCGUCAGGGCGUCCUGCCCGCUCUGCGCCGGCUUCGGCGCCACGCCCGUGCUGGUGUCCGGCGGCGAAGAAUCGCAGCGACGCGGCGGCCAGCGCGAGCAAUCCCAACGGGAGCAAUCCCACCGGCCCUUCCUGAUGGCGGCGUUGCGGCCGGAGGACUCGGGCGACUCUCGGCGGCGGCGAAAGCGAGGCCUGGAAUGCGACGGCAAAGUGCGCGUGUGCUGCAAGCGCCAGUUCUACGUCAACUUCAAAGACAUCGGGUGGAACGACUGGAUCAUCGCGCCCAGCGGCUACCACGCCAACUACUGCGAGGGCGAGUGCCCAUCGCACGUGGCCAGCAUCACGGGCUCGGCGCUGUCCUUUCACUCCACCGUCAUCAGCCAUUACCGCAUGCGGGGCUACAGUCCCUUCCAGACCCUGCGCUCCUGCUGCGUGCCCACGCGGCUGCGCGCCAUGUCUAUGCUCUACUACAACGAGGAGCACAAGAUCAUCAAGAAGGACAUCGACAACAUGAUCGUGGACGAGUGCGGAUGCUCCUAGACGCCGCCGGACGCCACGCCGCUCCGAGGCGGGCCACGUCCGUCCUUGUGGCGCUUUCGGACAAAAAGAAAAAAAUGAAUAUUAAUAUAUUUUUGUUAAAAAUGGAGUGGAUGUGGCCUAUUCGUUUGGCUGAGACCAUGUUGGCGAACCGCAAACUAUGCAACUCGUUUGAUGACAGUGAACCCCUGUUUAUCGCAGCGCGUGCGAUCCAGAUGAUCCAGUGAAAAUUGGCGAUAUGGAAAGAAGAUCUUUUUUAAGAACAUUUUAACGUAUCAAAAUGAACGUGAAGUUGUUAAAACACGGUUUUCAGAGUAUCCCUUAGUGCCUCUUAACAUCAAGAAAUGGGAAACUAUCGUACGGAAUCACUAUGCAGGGGCGGAACUACGUGUGUGUGUGUAUAUAUAUAUAUAUAUAUAUAUAUAUAUAUAUAUAUAUUAUAUACGAGCCCAAUUCCAAUGAAGUCGGGACGUUGUGUUAAACAAAUAAAAACAGUAUACAAUGAUUUGCAAAUCAUGUUCAACCUAUAUUUAAUUGAAUACACGACAAAGACAAGGUAUUUAAUGUUCUAACUGAUAAACUUUAUUGUUUUGAGCAAAUAAUCCUUAACUUAGAAUGUUAUGGCUGCAACACGUUCCAAAAAAGCAUGUUUACCACUGUGUUACAUCACUUUUUCUUUGAACAACAUUCAACAAACGUUUGGGAACUGAGGACACUCAUUGUUGAAGCUUUGGAGGUGGAAUUCUUUCCCAUUCUCGCUCAAUGUACAGCUUCAGCCGCUCAACAGUCCGGGGUCUCCGUUGUCGUAUUUGACGCUUCAUAAUGCGCCACACGUUUUCGAUGGGAGACGGGUCUGGACCGCAGGCAGGACAGUCUAGUACCCGCGCACUUUUACGACAAAGCCACGCUGUUGUAACACGUGCAGAAUGUGCUUUGCCAUCGUCUUGCUGAAAUAAGCAGGGGUGUCCGUGAAAAAGACGCUGCUUGGAUGGCAGCAUAUUUUUCUCCAAAACCCGUAUGUACCUUUCAGCAUUAAUCGUGCCGUCACAGAUGUGUAAGUGACCCACGCCACUGGCACUAACACAGCCCCAUACCAUCACAGAUGCUGGCUUUUGAACUUUGCGUCCAUAACAGUCCGGAUGGUUCUUUUCCUCUUUGAUCCGGAGGACACGACAUCCAGAAUUACCAAAAACAAUUUGAAAUGCGGACUCGUCGGACCACAGAACACUUUUCCACUUUGCGUCGGUCCAUCAUAGAUGAGCUCGGGCCCAGAGAAGCCGGCGGCGUUUCUGGGGGUUGUUGAUAAACGCCUUUUGCUUUGCAUUGUAGAGUUUCAAGUUGCACUUCCGGAUGUAGCGCCGAAGUGCAUUGACUGACAUUGGUUUUCGGAAGUGUUCCUGAGCCCGCGUGGUGAUAUCCCUUACACAUUCAUGUCGGUUUUUGAUGCAGUGCCGCUUGAGGGAUCGAAGGUCACGGGCAUUCAAUGUUGGUUUUUCCCUUGCCGCUUACAUUCGGUGAUUUCUCCAGAUUCUCUGAACCUUUUGAUGAUAUUAUGGACCGCAGAUGAUGGAAUCCCUAAAUUCCUUGCAAUUGUACGUUGAAGAACAUUGUCUACUUUUCUACCCAAUCAUGGCCCCCACCUGUUCCCAAUGAGCCUGUUCACCUGUGGGAUGUUCCAAACAGGUGUUUGAUGAGCAUUCCUCCACUUUCUCCGUCGUUUUUGCCACCUGCCUGUCUGAGCGUUUUUGGAACGUGUUGCAGCCAUAAAAUUCUAAGUUCAUGAUGAUUUGCUAAAAACAAUUAAGUUUAUCAGUUGGAACAUUAAAUAUCUUGUGUUUGUAGUGUAUUCAAUUAAAUAUAGGUUGAACAUGAUUUGCAAUUCAUUGUAUUGUUUUCAUUUAUGUUUAACACAACGUCCCAACUUCAUUGGAAUUGGGGUUGUAAUAUAUAUAUAUAUAUAUAUAUAUAUAUAUAU